GGUCGGGGCCGGAAGCACGAGGCCGGCGGGCGGGGCGCGUGCGCCGCCACUUCCUGCUCGGCGUGUCCCGCGCGGCCGGCGGUGGGGUUUGGGUGUGGAAGAUAGAUCCCCGAGGUCUCCUGAAGGUAUAGCCUGUCACUAGACAUCACUUCCCUCUUCUCCAGAGCUCUCCUUCUCUCCUUUACACUUGUUUGCACCGUAUUUAAACAAAGUACAGAAAAGAAACAUGUUGUCAAACACACAGUAAGUGAACAUAAGAAAAAGUUUUACAUCUCGGCAUUGAGCAACACACGUUAUCCUUGGAAUAAAUGUGUGGCAAAAUUUAGCCAAAAAUGACUGAUAGCAAACGUCACUGUUAGACCAGCGUCUUGGUGCCGCCUGCCUGUUUUCUUGGCUCCUUAAAGCGGUGACAACAGGCGCAGGAUGUGUGUUGCGCUUGUCGGCUCUGCUUGGCGCAGGCCAAGGGCGCUGCGCUGCGCUGCUGCCCGCUGAGCCCGGAUCAGAUCUGCGUUGCCUUGGGCACAGAAGCACAACACAGGUGAAGGAAAGAGCUGUCUCCUGUCGCCGACCCGUGAUAAUAGCCGUAUAUUGCUUUUUAAAAAAAUCUGUUCAGAUUUGACGUUUGCAUACCCUCACAGGGCUGCAAGAAGAGCAACAAUGUGAUUUUCAUUUUGGUGCUGUGCCUCAUAACAGUAGUUUUGAUUGCUCCCAAAAAGAAGAGUAUGCAAACUGAUGAAGGGUACAGAAGCAGUUACAGCGGCUGACGUGGAAGAUUUCAUUAAACUGCAGUGAAACGUUUAAAUUCUUUGUCGCUUUCAUGCCGGCCGUACCUGUGCAGUGCCUUAACAGCCUGAAGCGUGGGGCAGGCCGUGUGUCACCAGCGUGACCGCGGCCGUCAGGUCUGCUGGUGGCUCCUGCCGUUCUGAUGUCCGAGCUGCUCCUUUGGUAGAUAAUGCGGUUUUAGGGAGUUGCUGGUAAUUUCCUCAGAAGACCUUUCUUUCCCAUUUUGUUGUUGCUCCUGCCUGCAACAGAGAGUCUGAGGGUGUGUUUUGUCUUUACCUCCUAAACCAGCAAAGAGCGUGUUUGUUGCUGCAUUUUCAAUGCAGCCUUUGUCAUAAAAUUUUAGAUUCAGCAUUACUGCAAAGAUCAAGCAGAGAGCAAGUAAGGGAAAUAUUUGGAAUUCCCUGAUGAUUUGUGGUGGGAAUAGUACAGUUAUUGGAAAAGUCGUAUUUGCAAAGGAUGAAAAAGUAAUAUUUUUGCAAACCCUUUUUUGUUUUAUUUUUUGUUUUAAGAAAUCUCGGUAUUUGAGGUUAAGCAGAACGCACAUUUCAAAUGGCAAGAGUGGGGCAGAGGAAGGUUAUUGUGUGAGCUCUGGAAGGUUUUAGUGGUUGAAAAGGUAAGAGCAGCAGAAGUGAUGAAGUGAAGCAGAGGAGAGGAGGAGCUGGUUGGGAGCGGGAAUGGUGUGGAAGGACUGGCCCGGGCAUCCUCCUGGCACUUGGGCAAAGCCCCUUCUCACUCACGUGACACCUGCGUGUGCCAAACUGCUCCGAAGUUUUGGCUGAACUGCGGUGGUGCUCUGCCCCGCGUCGGACCUGCUGUCCGAGCCGCCGCCGCAUCCUCCUGCUGUCCGAGCCGCCGCCGCAUCCUCCUGCUGUCCGAGCCGCCGCAUCCUCCUGCUGUCCGAGCCGCCGCCGCAUCCUCCUGCUGUCCGAGCCGCCGCAUCCUCCUGCUGUCCGAACUGCCGCCGCAUCCUCCUGCUGUCCGAACUGCCGCCGCAUCCUCCUGCUGUCUGAGCUGCCGCUGCAUCCUCCUGCUGUCCGAGCCGCCGCCGCAUCCUCCUGCUGUCCGAGCCGCGGGAGGCGGGAUGGAGGGUGCUGGCCAGCCGUCUUUGUAAAUGACCUGGGAGGAUGAUCUCCUGCCACUUCUAGCUACAGUCAUCUGGAGAUUUGUUUGGAAGCGGUUAAAAGAAGUUCAGAUUGCUGUGACUUUUUUCUUUAGCUCUUUCCUGGAGCUGCUGUUACUUGGGGCCUCCCAGAGGGGCUGUCGGGUACUUUUGAGGGGAGUCGUGCUCUGGGCCCGGGUGGUAACAGGAUUGCUCCUGCCUAAGGGAUGAGGUCCUCCCGUGGGCCUGCCAUAUGUGCUGAGCAAGAGGAGGAGCCCUUUGCCAUCCCGGAGUGCGUGGACCUGAGAGGAGGAGGAGCUGCUGUUGGACCCGAGCUGCGGGGAGGACAGAUCAGAGCUACUCGCGUUCCAGAAUGUUUGUUGGAGACGAAGACGCUGAUGAUGCUGAAAUGUACGAAGAUGAACUUUAUCGCGAGGAGUCGUCCAGCGAGAAGAGCGUUGAUAGUGAGGUGGAAUUUCAUCUCUACAGCCAGAUCCACUAUUCCCAAAAUCUUGGAGAAAUAAGCACACUGGAAAUGGAUGAAGAAGACGAUGUUGCAGGAGUCCUGGAUCAUAGUUCAAUUCUAACUGAGAAACGCUCCAAAGACAAGAAGAGCACUGAAUUAAUUGAUGGUGGUGUUCAGUUUACAGAUGACCCCGAGAUCAUCGUCUUGUCUGACACACCGGAUGAAGACAGUGUUUAUAAAAGCAAAGGGAAGAAGUCAACAAGCUCUUCAGCUCGCAGUAGAAGACAAACCCCUCCGGUCUGUUCCACACCACGUCACCCCGGAGCUCCGGGACGUAACGCCCUGAGUCCCACUGCGUCAGCCACAGACGUUCCAAGGGAAAGGAAAAGUACCGGUGGGAAGCCUGACCCAGGUGGUUCUGCUGGAGCUCACACCAUCCAAGAUGUGUUCAUAAUAGAUGACAGCUCAGAGGAGGACAGCCUGAUAUCCGAAAGUGAUAACGUCGAGAGCUGGAUGCUGCUGGGAGUCAGUUCUGAUGACAGAGACAAAGAUAUAAUGCUGAACCUCGAGGGCUGUGCAACUCCGGUCAGCGAAGGAGACGUGGAUGUGGACUGGUCCAUCUCUAGUAAAGACUUAGAGGCGCAGAUCUCGAACCGCGGGGGCGCGCGGCACGGCGCGCGGUACUACAGCGCCGACAAGGCCGUCACCUGCCGCAACUGCGGCCGGGCCGGACACCUGUCCAAGAACUGCCCCGCGCCAAAGAAGGUCCCGCCGUGCUGCCUGUGUGGGGGACGAGGUCACCUGCAGAGCGGCUGCCCCGCGCGCUUCUGCCUGAACUGCUGCCUGCCCGGCCACUGCUACCGGCAGUGCCUGGAGCGCGCCUGCUGGAGCAAGCUCUGCCACCGCUGCCACAUGAAGGGACACUACGCUGACGCUUGCCCAGAAAUAUGGAGGCAGUAUCACCUAACUACAAAGCCAGGGCCGAUCGAGGUGGCCGGCGCCCACACCGAGCGCUCCGCCUCCGUGUACUGCUACAACUGCUCCCAGGAAGGGCAUUUUGGAUACGAGUGCUCAGAAAGGCGGAUGCAUGGGAGCAUGUUCCCCGCUUCUCCAUUUAUCUGCUACUAUGACGAUGAAUACGAUAUCAAGAGAAGAGCGAACAGAUUAAAAAGGAAGGUUGCAGAGCUGCAGGAGGCCGGCCUGCUGCCGGAGCAGCCGGAGACACCGCGGCCGCGCGAGGAGCAGGGCGGGCACGGCCACAAGAGGAAGAGCAAGCCUUGGAAGGGGCACGGGGAACGGAACAGAAGCGAGGAGCGCCAGCGGAAGCUGAAGAUGUCCCGGGCAGAGAAGCCCCAGGAGAAGCGCGGCCGCAGUGGCGAGCCGAGGGAGCGCGUCCCGCGGGGGGGCCGGGGCGGCAGAGCCCGACACGCGGCGCUGGCGCAGGCGCUGCUGGGCAGCACGGCAGCGCGGGAGCCUCUGGAAGGUGCCAAAAGGAAGAAGAAAUGGAAAAAGCAGGAAGGUGCUGAUGGUGAUGUCCAUGAUAAUUUAUUUCUCAUAAAACAGAGGAGGAAGAAGUCCAAGCAGAAAUCCUAGUGUUGAGGAAUGGAUCGGUAGCACCAGCGUUCACUGGCUCCAGCUCCACCUCCUGUUGUUCUUGUCCUUCUCUUAGCACACUGAAUUCGAGUCCGUCCCUGAGCCCGGGCCCGCGUGCACAGACACCCGUCACACGCCAGCGUCCGUCUCCGCUCCCAGCCGCGGUGUCCGUCUGUCCGAACAGCGUGCUGGGCAGGCAGGACCCUGCUCCUGUUGCAGCGGCUGCGCUGUUCUGUACCAGAAUAGGCUGUAAGUGUGGUUUAUUUGCUUGAUGGGGGGCAGGAGGGAGAAUGGGCCUGGCGGGGUUGGUGGGUUUGUGUCCUGGCUGGCGGGUGUUGCUGUGCCGCGGAGCCCCGGGAGCCGACGCCGGAGACUGCGGGUCAGGAGGAGCGGGGAUAGGGGCCGGGGACGGGACGUGAAGCGCGUUCCCAGGCCUGUUCAUUCCUCCCAGGGCGCGGCGGGGGCUCCUUCACCCGCGGCGCUGCCGAGUCCUCGCCCCGCGCCCUGGGACCUGGCAGUCUCCCACCUCGUGCUCCCGUCACGGGUUUACUUCUCCCCUUACCUGUGUCCUUGUUCCUCUGAUGUGCAACUUGUUUCGGGAGAAGAGAUGGCAGAGUACGAGAAGUGUAUUUGAUUCCAGACUUACUGUGCUAAAAUUUAAUAAUUUUUUAAAAUACAGCUAUUUUUGUACACUGGAAUUGAACAAGGGUGUUGUUAAAAGUUUUGUAAGAAUAAGUGCUUCAUCAAAGGAAAAACCCAAAUAAAACUUCACAUGAGAGAUAUAUAAAAUGUAGGUUUGUUUUACGUUUUCUUGCAUUACCAACUGCAAUUAAAAACGGUGUCUGCUUCACUUUCCUCAGCUGAAACUACAUCACCUCUGGCAAAAGGUUUUUUGGUUUGAAAAGGAUAUAAUCUAUAUUCUGCUGAUUAAUGACGUACUGUAUUCUGUACCACUCCUUUUGCUAAGUAAGUAAGCUGGUAGUAACUAGUAGUACAGUGUCAUAAGAUACGCGUCCUCUCUUCAUUCGUGAUAACAAACAGGCCUUUGGCUACAAGUGUGUUUUAAAACUAGAAAGUUGUUUCUAACCUGCGCUAAUGCAGGGAUGUCUGAGGAGGGAAACGGGCACGCUGGAAACGUGUUCUCCUUAAAUUCACCUGCGUGUUGUUGGCAAGGUCUGCAGUCGGAUCACUGGUGCUCGGUGACCGCGUCACCUCGGGGUGGUGGGGGCACAGCUACACCUGCUUAAUGCCUGGGAACCCAGUGCCCAACAAGUGUGUCCUUGUUGGCAACCGAAAUUUAGUUUUGCUCCACUUCAUUGAUGACUUGAUUUAAAAGUUCCUGAUGAAAAAGUAAAUAACUUUUAGCCAGAAUUUAAAAAAAAAAAAUGAAUUCCACUUCUGGAAGGACUUGAGCUGACUUUGGAACGUGUUCCGUCCUGUGUGCUGUGGUUUACGUCCCUUUGGUGUGUCAAUACCUGGUUCUACUUGACCAAAAGUCUCCGGCAGCUGAACCGGCGUGCAGACUGGUCGGCAGGGAAGGACGCUGUUCGGAUUGAGAUCAGCUUUUCCGGUGGAGUUCGGUUUGGUCGUCUGGCAGAGAAGUUGUCACGAGGUGAGUAAAUCUCUUCUUCGGGAGCUGCAGCCUCUUGAGGAGCCGCCAGGAGACUCUGUCUGUGUCCCGCGACACUGCGUGGACACAGCUGGGAUCCCCAAGGCUCCAGGUUCCCCAUCUGCUCGAGGUGCACGCUCAGGUGCCAGCAGGAGCCGCUCCCGGGGUCCCCACCACACGGGACAGUGAGGGCUGGGGGUCGCGGCCCGCGUAAGGGCCGAAUUGCACCCUAUAGGGACAACUGAGAGCACACACGUAUAAAAACGGGAUGGACAACAUCCCUAACCUGUGCUUGGGCAGAUUUUAGGGCAUCUUGCUUCCAGAACUCUUUUAUCCACUGUUUUUCAAGCCAAUAUUCAGUAAGUUUGGGGAUUUUGUCGAAGUGAACGGGACUCAGUGGAAUUGUGGCCCCACCGUUGUCUUCACUGGACAGCCCUGUGGUAAGGACCGGCCACGCUCUGGGGACACUUCAGGUGCUCAUGCCUCUCGUUCACUGAAGAACAUCAAGAGCAGGUGGUUUUCCGCUUCACUACCCCAAACUGAAGCAGCUGUGGUUCCAAAAACAUCCAAGGCCAAGGAGAAAACUCUGAACUGCCAUAGUGUCUGAUGAGGGAUCGCUCUGGGCCGUCCGUCCGUUGUGAGGUGUUUUAUGGGUGCCCUGCGGUGUGCUAUAGAAGAAAUAAGACAGUCGCUCUCAGAGGUGAAGGCCAGAAGAGCUUUAUUCUGAUGGCCACUGGGGUAACAUGCUCCGGAGGGAUUCGCCACAGAGACCUUCCCUGAGUCUCUAACUGCCCUCGUCCCACCAUGCUCAUCCCUGUUGUCAAAGGAAUCUACAAGGAAAUAGGUGCAAUGUACUUCUCCAGGCGUAUGCGGUGGCUUCAUGUGCCGAUGUUAAACAGCCCAGCCAAGGUGAGAGCGACGUCAGGAGUGGGAACACGACAGGCGCUGAAAUCACCACAGGACAACCCAUCAACGUGGCUGUUUCCGCGCUGGUGAGGCCGCCGUGGGAGUGGGGGGCAGCCUGGGGGCACCGCGGCCUCUGCACAGGGCGCGGGUGCUGUCGCUGCCCGUGUCAAGUGGCGCUCAGAUGUGCAGCAAGUCAGGAUUUUUGCUGAGUCCUCUAAAGACAAGGUUCUGGGUGCUGUGCAGGAGUUAAGCCAGACAGGACUCCUGAGGCAUUUCUAUGAUGUUCAGUGGCUUCAGCUGACAAUAUUCACCUUGACAACAGGGUGAGCGUGAGUCACCAACGUGCCCUGUGGCCAAGAGGCCAACGGGCCCUGGGGUGUGUGAGGAAGAGUGUGGGCAGCAGGUCAGGGAGGUUGUUCCUCCCCCUCUGCUCUGCCUGGGGAGGCCCCAUCUCAGAACUGGGGCCAGUGCUGGGCUCCCCAGGUCAAGAGGGACAAGGAACCACUGCAGAGAGUCCAGGGAGGGACACGGAGAUGCUGAGGGCUCUGGAGCAUCUUUGUGCUGAGGAGACACUGAGAGAGCUGGGGCUGCUGAGCGGAGAAGAGAAGCUGAGAGGGAUGUGAUCGAUGAUCAGUACGGCAGGGUGGUGUCAGGAUGGAGCAGACUCUGUUCAGUGGUGCCCAAGGCCAGGGUGAGGGGCACCGGGCACAGACUGAAACACAGGAGGCUCCAUGUGAACAUGAGCAGACACUUGUUUGCUGGGAGGUGCCAGAGCCUGGCCCAGGCUGCCCAGAGCGGGUGUGGAGUCUCCUCCUGUGAGCCAUUGCACCCCUGGGAUCCUGUGUGAUCUGCCUGUGACCCUGCGUGAGCAGGGGGGCUGGGGACACACAGAUGUGGCAUCUGUAGGUGUGGUGGCAUCUGCGUGUCACUGCAGCAGCUGUUGUAAGCACCAGAUGAUACGUUUUUGGUGGAAACAUCUCUGGCUUUAGCUCUGGGUACUGCGGCUGCCCAGUGCUGCAGAUAUCUGACUUGGCUUUGCUCUGACAGGUGUCUGCUGCUCGUGGUUGCAAGACAGUGAGGAAAGGCACAGAGAAAGUGGGGUAUUUGGGACCACAGGAAGAGAAAAAGAUAAAACAGCAACGUCUGGAAGCCAGUGGAGCCGGGGGAAGGAGCCUUCUCCAGCAGCCUGGCCCGUGAGGGCCAGGACCUGGUGACGGGAGCAGCUCCCCAGCUGAACCGGGCAGCAGGGUCUGGUAAAGGAACCGAGACACGGCAGCCACGGUACAACCUGCAGCACUGACCACAGGGCGCUCGAGUCAUGGCAGGGUCGGACAUCAGCUCAAAUACCAACUGUGUCGGGCUUUGCGCAGCCGAAUACUGAAUCUGCUCCGGAGGGGCACCAGAAAAUUUGGAGAAAAACCCGGGGGUCCAGAUAGUGCGGCUGGCAAGGAAACACUGACAUGAAUGAGGCUGCUUUCCUCUAGGAAAUAAGGUGUUUUCCUCUAGGAAAUAAUCCUCAGGCGAAUAAGGUGUGAAGGAAAAUGGCUGUUCUGUCAGGACAACAACCGCUUGGAGGACAGAAAGGUGUAGCUGACACACUAGGAAAAAAGGCAGAGUGCCAAAGAUGACGGACGGCCGCGGGUCGCCUGAGGAGGUUGUGCAGCCGGCGGGGUCAGGGAAGAGCUGGGCCGGUCUGCGGGGGUGCGGCCGGGGCGACGGCCGAGGUGCCGGCAGGCGGGCGCUGCCCUCGCGGCGCUGCGGCUGGGCCGGGGGGUGCCCGGCACAUGAGAGCGGGGGAACCGGGACCCCAUCCGCGCCGUCAGGGCAGGCUGGGGCCACACGUCUCCCAGCCAGCCCCCUGCUCUCCAGCUUCGAAACCGUCCCUCGGCCAGGUGCUGAGCCUUCUCACACGGGGAGCAGCAACGUGGAGCAACACAAAAGGGAUUUGUCUCUUUCCGGACAGCUGAGCUGUAGCAGGACCCUCAUUUGCAGAUGUUUCCAGCCCCGGAGACGUCCCGUGGCGCACACCAGGCAGCAAAACUCUCUCCGGAUCACUGAGCUCCACACGGACCAGCCAGGAGAUCACCUGCUGACCUGCUGGAGCAGCACGGCCAAGCGCCUGGUCUGCGUGCCCAUGCACGGGGCUCCACCACAGGUCUGUCUUGGGCCACUUGAAACAAAGCUGGUUGUGUCCUGCACCAGCAGAACGGCACUGGAAACCAGCACCUCCCAGCAUGACCAGUAAGGCUUCUGUCUAUCAGGUGAUUAAUUUUUCAGAACUUAGUGCAAAAGUAAUACAUCUGAAGAUGUUUUUGCAUCAGAUGAGAAGGACGGGAUAAGAAAAAUGGCAAAAAGAAGUGACGCAUUUUCCACCAGCAAAAAUACAACCAUGUUAGGUAGUGGAUAAAGAAAAGCACUGCACUAGAGCCCUGCUCUGGACCAGGUGACUUACCCUAUUGAACCAAAACGUGCUGUGGUCGGUCAUUCCUCCCACCUGCUUUUUCCCCCUCCUCCACAGAGCUGUCAGCCUUUCUCCAGAGAUGGCCGGGACCGGGAAAGCUGCUCCUCCCAGGAGAGGACGGUGUCUGCAGGUCGCAGCUGAUGUGCCCCGGUGCAGCAGCGUGAGGAACCUACACUGCGUGAAUAGACAAAGGGCGCAGCUCAGCCCAGACUCCAGGGAGGAGACAAGAUGAGUGGAACAAAAGGUCAGAGUCUUGUUUGAUAAUGGGGGCAGGUGUCCCAGGAGUGAAGAGGGGAGAAGAGAGUAUUUGGUGCAUCAUUUGUUGCAGCAUCUACACGGCAAAGUUGAGGAAGGAAGGAGUUCUGGGAUUUGAGGUGUACAUCUCUGCACACCGGUGUGCUCUGGCGUGCCUUUGUGACACAGUGGAGCAGAGGGUGGCUCCUCGUGGAAGCUUUCUGUUCCCUGAAGUCUGCAUAAAGUAUCAGUGUAUGUGUCUCGAGGUACGAGCUGUUGUAGAAUCUGCUGGGAAAGUCAUUUAAACAAGCGUGUCUGAGCUACACGGCUGCACUGUCCCGCGUCACUGGGAGCGGUGGCCAGCGCGUCAGACACCACGAGCUGACGUUCCCGCACAGCCGACGAUGGUGGGGACACUGUGCAGCUGGUGACAGUGGAGACACCGCACAGCCAGUGAUGCUGGGGACACAGCACAGCUGCCGAUGGUGGGGACACCACGCCAACAGUGACACUUGGGACACUGCACAACCAGUGACACUGGGAGCACCACGCAGCCAGCAAUGCCAGGGACACCAUGCAGCCAGUGACACUGGGGACACCGCACAACAUGUUCCAGCCAGGGCAUGUCAGAAGGAGUGGAAGUCACACUAUUUUAGACCAUUUUCUUGCUAUGGGGCAAGAAGUGAAUUUGCUGUGGUGGGUUUGUCCCACGGGGCCGUGGGUCGCUGCUCCCCCCGCAGAGGCAGCAGAGUGGGGGUCGGGAUCCCCCAGACGAGCUGUUGAGCUGAUUCCAGCCAAUCAGAGGGUGCAAUUGCAGCCGCGGUACCCGCAGGAGCAGGCAGAGCUGUCUCCAUCUCCUGUCACUGUGCUUCCCUUGCAGCUCCGGACCAGACGUGGCCAUGGCAAGGCAGGUCCUGCCCAUGGUGACCUUGCAGACCCACAAGCCUCAGGACAGUCUUACCAACAGAUCCUGUUCCACCCACAUCUCACUCAACGGCUCUUCCAAGAGUGACAAGUUUUUCCCUGUGAGCAAACCAGUGCAAAAAACCAGUCCAGGGUUCGUUUUUCCUCAAUUGGUGAACGAGGAGACCUGAAUGCACCAGGAUUCCGUGGGCCAAGGCAGCGCUCACACCGCCUGUUCCACAAGCAGCGUUCCGUCAGACUGUGUUCUGCCAGCAGCCAGGGCCGGCCCCGUCCCACAGCUGGGCUUGCUCUGUGCGUAAAGGGGUUUGUUCUUCCUCGCCCCUCCUCACAGGUGCUCUCACAAAUGCUCCCGACCCUGCUCGCUGGCCAGGGGCAACGGGCACCGUCCAGCAUCCCCAGAAAGACCUCUGCUGGUGGAGUCGGGGUUGCACUCAGCUCACAGCGAGCGCGUCCGUUCGGAAGGUGAUUGGAGCAGUGAACUGAAAUGCUGAGUCUGCAUUAAAUCCUGCCUCUCGGUGUUCUGGCACGAACCUUCUCAGGUGUUCUCCAGGUGGGAAUCUUCUGCUCUGCAGGAGAUAUCAAACACACCUAAAAGAUACAUCGGGCUGAUGAAGUGUGAGCGAGGGAAGCGGCCGGCGUGGACGCGGUGGGGCUGCUGCCCGGUGUCAGAGGGUGGAGGAUGCACCUCUGUAAAUUGACACUGCAGCAGGAGGACUAACAUACCGCUAGAGCCUGUCUCCAGCACUGAGGCUUCCCAAUCACCGUGUUCAGCAGAAGUUCACUGUUGUCCCGUCUCUAGGGCUUAGGCAGAGCAUAAGCUCUAAGAAUGCUGCAGUCCAGGGAAUUCAGCACAUGCUGCAAAGCUCUGUCCUCCUGCUCUUAGCUUGUGUGUUAAGAGCUUUCCUUUGUACUCCUGGUGGAUUUUCAUCUUGUCUUAUAAUUUUCCCUUAAAUGAUUUACUUUCAACAGAAGAACAAAGUCAACACCUAUCUAUAAAAUAUUAUUUUAUAAAAAUACACACAUUCAAGGCUUUUUUGAACUUUUAAAAAACAUUCACAAAGUGCCUCGGUUAAAGGUAGGAAGCACUACCUGAAGUGGACGUUGUGCCUCGAUCGCAGCCCUCCUCAUCACCUUCAGAGCCCGGAUCUGGUGCCUGCAGUCCUCCGCUCCUCUGUGCCCUGCAGGGCUGCGGGACAGCCAGGGCAGGCUGGGCUGGUGCCCGCGUGUGUGCCUGGCAGGGCUGUCCCCGAGGGCUGCGUGUCCCUCCGCUCCUUGUCCCAGCACGGAUCAGGACACCUACAGAGGGGCGGAAAGACUCGUUGUCUUGGCACAACUUUUCUGAGCAGGAAUUCACCCCCAGCGGCUGCACAGCCCCGGCCGAGGGGGCCAGCGGCACAAACGGCUGCAUGGACCUUGGCCAUGCUGCCCUGUGACGGUGCCAGGCACCGCGGGGGAGAGCAGGCGGCUGUGCCAUGGUGGGAGGACACGGAUGUCCUGUGGCGGGAGGACAGGGAUGUCUAAUGGCGGUGGCAGCAGAACGGGGCUGUGUCGUGGCAGCAAGACAUGGAUGUGUCGCGUGUGGCGGUGGUGGCAGCACAGGGACAUGCCGUGGCACAGGACAUGGAUGUGUCACGUGUGGCGGUGGUGGCAGCACAGGGACAUGCCGUGGCACAGGACAUGGAUGUGUCACGUGUGGCGCUGGUGGCAGCACAGGGACAUGCCCUGGCACAGGACAUGGAUGUGUCACGUGUGGCGCUGGUGGCAGCACAGGGAUGAGCCAGCAGGGACACGCCACUGGCGCCGCAGCAACACGCAGGAGCCACAGUGCAGAGCUGGAGAUCAGGUGAGCCUGCGGCAUCCGCGGCACAGACGAGCCCGGCGGGCAGUGGGUUCGGCGGGUGUGGCAGGCAGAGGCACCGAGCCGGCACACACGGCGCUCAUCACUCCACUCUCCACCGGUCCAGGUGUUGUCUCCGCACCUGGAGUGACCCCCGACCGUCCUCCCGGUGCUCACCAGUACAACACGACUUUCAGUCACAACCGACUGUGGCUCUGCACAGCGCAGCAGACAGUAAUUGCACUUUUUUGCAUUGCAAAACGAUUAUUAGCACCUCAGUUCAUUAUCAAAGCAAAUUUAAUUUUUCAAUGUAAAGGAGCCAGUUGUAUUUAUAAAGGAAACACUGUUGAUACAGCCAGAAAAAAUUAAUUCAUGACAAAUGUAAGGAAAAUUAAUAGUCUUUAACCAGGACAAUAUUUGACUGUGUCUAAUUGUGCUUUGCCAGGAAAAGUACACUGUCUUUAAAAAGUCCUGACCGAGAUUUUGCAGAAGCAUUUUACACUUAUGGUGAAACUGCAUUUAAACACUGAUAUUUUUAAUUAACCCUGAACUGGUCUGGCCAAAUCAUAUAGAAACUGUUGUGGAAACUCAGUCUUCUCCCUGGUGUUUGUGCACUGUGGCGGUGGUGUGUCUCGUCUGAUCCAAACCCGUUCAGGCAGGAAAAAGAAAAGGGGCAGAACGGCCACAGGGAGCCUGGACACGCCGACACGGGUGGGAUCCGGCGGAUCCCGGACACCAGUAACACCGGUGAUCUCCACCACGGAGGGACAGCCCCGGUGAUCUCCACCACAGAGGGACAGCCCCGGUGAUGUCCACCAUGGAGGGACGGCCCCGGUGAUGUCCACCAUGGAGGGACGGCCCCGGUGAUCUCCACCACGGAGGGACAGCCCCGGUGAUCUCCACCACGGAGGGACAGCCCCGGUGAUGUCCACCAUGGAGGGACGGCCCCGGUGAUCUCCACCACGGAGGGACAGUCCUGGUGAUCUCCACCAGUCAGGGGCCUCCUGGCACGUCCCCCUCCCCGGGCUGACCGUGGCCUGUGGAGCAGACAAGGGUGGCCACGGGGGUCCCGAAAGUGGAAGAUUCAGCAGGUGUUGAGGGACUUGGCGUGGGGUGAGAUCUCACAGAGCAAUAGGGGUCUCUGGCUCUCCUCAGAGGUUUUCUGCUGAGAAGAUGCUGACGCAUAUGACGUUGUGACGGGUGGGCUGCUCGUGUGUAGUAAGAACAGGUUCAGCAUUUGCGUUGCGGGAGCACAGGCACAGCCGAGGUGUAGGUGCCCCCGGGUUCUUUUCUGCCUGGUUCUUCGAAGGUCUCCACAUCCCGCCUGUCCCCAGCGCCUCUGCAGCACCAGGCGUCUCCAUCCUCAGGUGCAAGCGCAGCUGUCCUGGUCAGUGGCAGCAGAGCUGUGUCCUUCAUGUGAAGAAAUCCCCGGUGCAGACACCCUGGUGCAGACACCCCAUGGGCUGUGGGCUCAUUAACGCCUUCUCCAUGACACCUAAGCAGAGGUUUCUGGAGAGGCUGGUUCCGGCACCAGCACCUCCACCACCUCUGCUGGUCUGUGGGCACAGUGGCCCCCCAGCAUGCUCACCAGAUUUGUGUUGACUCCUGCGGUGUGUGUGACUGCGCCAGCGCUGGUCUCGUCUGGUCCGCACCCCGGGUGCCUGCGGCUGCAGCUGCGCCGGGGCGGGCACAGCGCGGUGCUGGCCGGCGAUGCCGGCCAUGGUCCGGGGCUUCCCGCCCCUGGGGAGGUGCAAAGCUCCUCUGAGCUUUAGAAACACAAACCGGAGGGCUCAGGGCACAAAUGCACCAGCAGGCAGGACGGGCCCCUGCAUUCUCCUCCUGGGGUGUGGGAGUCACAGAGGGAACAUCUGCCCCUGGUCCCCAGGUCCCCCCAGCCCUGCAGGCGGUCCCAGCUCUCACCCUGUCCCCAGGACAGCCUGGAAACGCGCCGUCUCUCAACUCAGCCUGCCAACUUGAAGCCAAUUUGCAUUGGAUAAUUAUUUUCAAUUAAGUGAUAACAAUCCUGUUCUGAACAGAAAUAAUCUUGUCCAAAGGCCAAACAGUUUAUCCUGUCUGGGAGACAAGGCUGCAGCUCUGCACGGUGCGUGUCGGUGUCGGCGCCGUUAUCGGCCGCGUGGUGCCGAAGGGCUGGGCUGGUGGCCAGCAGGGCUGGGCACAGCCCUGUGUGUGGCCACUUGGCCGUCCUGCUGCACCCCCGCUCCCCCAGCGCCCGUCUCCCGCGCAGCCCCGGCACACCAGGCUGCUCCUCCCGCUCCCCCAGCAAAGGGGUUUGCAACCCUGGUGGUUUUAUUUUGGUUCCCAGGAAGGACCAGAACUAUUUUUCAUUUGCAAAUCUCACCUGCCCGCCAGCUCUUCCUCCGACAGCACCAUGCGGAGCAGACACGCGCUCUGCACAGCGGGAAAGGGGUGCACCCCAAAACAGCCCCAGUUCCCCUCACCGGCCGCCCUGAUGGGGAGGACCAGAGUGUGCUGCUUACACAGUUGGCCCCUCUCUGCUCAGCAUCCUCCCUGGACUCUGCAGGACCCAUCCAGAUCCCCUGUGAACAUUGGUGCUGGCGGUGUGCAAGUGUCUCCAAGCCAUCGAGGGUCCCUCACGCACAGCGGGCAGCGAGUGUGGGUUGGUGACAUUGCCCCAGCAGCUCUGUCUGCGGGCUGUCCCUCCGUAACCCAGCUGCCAUGGGGAAGGACAGGCGGGACUGAUGCCGCCAAAGCACGAGGCCGACGGGCCCAUCCUGCCCUCGCUGGGGCAAGGGACCCUCCCCACCAGCCCAUCUGCCAACUCAACAGGAGCCCCGGGACGUGGGUGCUGGAAUCGGGAGUCUCUGGCCAGCUCCAGCGCCGGACGGUGCUGCGGUGGCCCUGGAGGUGGCCGCCGUCCCCAGCAGCUGCUCUGGGAGAGUGGGAUGGAAGUUGGAGGGGGUUGUUGGUUUGUUGGGUUUUUAUUUUUAAUCCACCAAAGCCAGUCAGUUGGGAAGAUUGGACUCCGGAGCUCCUGCAAGUGAAAAAUAGCAAAUCCAAUAUCUUUUUAGUGGUGUUUUUAUAUUCAAAUUAGACAUAAUCUCCAUGAAUAAAAUUACUGUUCCCAAAGGGAUCAUGCCCAAUUUAAAUGUAUAAAAUGUCAUUAAAAGGGCACUGACUUGCUAUUAAAAUUUAACUCCAGCAAACCCCCAAUGUCAUUUGUAUUAUAGUUUUACAAUUAAGCCAGAGAUGUUGGAAAUAAUAGUUUUGAUGUACAAUCUGGUACCAUACAGUAGGAGUGCAUUGUUCCUAAGGAGGCUGCAGCCGGACCCGUCGCUGGAAACGUGGCCGCAGCAGCGCGGCGAUGGCGCGGGGCCGGGGCACCGCUGCAGAGGGGACGCGGCGGGGCCGGCUCUGCCGCCGCGGCGCCCCGGCCCAGCUCACGGCGCGGCCCACUCAGACCCAUGGCAGCAGGGACAUGGCCAGCGCGAGCUCACGUCCUGCGGGCAAGAGUCCGUGUGUGGGGCUGGGACCCCCACCCUUUUGGGGACACGAAGCCCGGGCCGGGACCACGCCAGGCAGAGAAUCUGCAUCCCCAUCCCUUUCCUUGCAGACCUGCUGUCUCGGAAGCAAAGUGCCACAGGGAGGGCAUGAGGCUGGAAAGCGGCAACCGAGCGCGGCUGCGGAGCAGGGCCAUGGGCUCUGCAGCACUGGCGGCUGCGGGGCGGAGACGCCUCUGCCAAGGAGGAGCUGAUGGCAGCGGCAGCAGCCUGAGAUCCAGGAGCCCCCUGAGGGACUGGAACAUGCGCGUGGCUCCACACAGUUCCACUCAACAUGUGGUGCCACCAAAAACGUCCUGGCUGUGUCUGGGGCCAGGUGAGUGCCCUCCUGCCCUGCGACGGGGCUCUGCGAGCUCCGGGGAGGAUGAGGAGCAGCUGGUUGCUGUGUGCACACUGACCGCCCGAGACAGGGCACGGUCAGUGCCGGAGCAGCUCAGCCUUCCGCUGGCUUUGCUGCUGGCUUUGCCCCGGUCUGCUGCUGUGUGCCAUGGUCCAAACACCAGCGGCCGUACAGGGAGCUCAGCGCUGCCCCAAGGGAAGCUGAUUCCCCACAUGGACCAUCCUGGCACCCGGUGCAGCUGGUGCAGCGCAGGGCAGCUGGUGCAGCUGGUGCAGCUAGUGCAGCGUUGCAGGAGGGAGCGGGUGUUGCGGAUGGGCUCUGCCCAGCGGGGCUGGGGCGGGUGGUGCAGGGUGCUCCCCGCUGUCCCCAGCAGAGCUGUGGUGGCACCAGGCCGUUAUUUUGUCUUUAACAGAGCCGCCAGGAGCUGCUGGCUGUUUCCUUCAGUGCAGGGCAGGACAUCGGGGACCUGUCACAGGAGACAGCUGGGCAUGCUUGAGAAAAGUGGGUGAGCCUUCAGGUGUACAGACAGUCUGUCAGUCACCAAGUGACCUAACGAACAGUGUUUUCUGUCCCCACAACAGCUGGUGACUCUGCUGAGCCCUUACUGUCAUGUACCGCAGCCCAAACGCAAACCCAGGUAAUCCUCAGAGGUGACAGUGACCACGGCGCUGUCCUGUCCCGUCCCGGACACCCGCGGUCCUGCUCCCCUCACCCGAGCAGGCUUCAGCUUUUACCCAACAACAGUCAGCAUCACCAAGGCAGCUGCUGACUCAGCACAUUGUGAAAGGGUGCAACUGAUGUUUCCUACGAAAUCCAAGAACAUGACGCAUCCAGCCAGGGCUGGCAGGAGCUGGUCACCAGUUCUAGAGCCUACGCUGAACGUCAUCUGCAACGGCAGCGUCGUCUGCUGAGACCUGGGCAGGAAUGCGAGUUCCCUGGUUCUGCCCCGCGGGCCCCUGCUACAGCACAGAGUGCACGGGGUGUGCAGGACAGGAGCUGCCGUGGCUGGUGUCGGGUAUCUGUCACCUGUCCCAGGUCACCCAGCAGUGGUGUCUGUCACCUGGGUCACCUGGCGGGUGUCUGUCACCUGCCCUGGUCACCCGGCGGAGCUGUGGGCUGAGGCCAGACCAGGAAACCAGCACCAGCCCUUCCUCCUCUUCCUCCUCCUCCUCACGCCUCCAGAGCCCAGCCCUUGGCCGCAGCCAGGGACCUGCUCACGAGGGAAGGCUGCAGGCAGCCGGCACAGCCCUGAAGGCUGUGUCCCUGUGUCCAUGUGUCCCUGUGUCCGUGUGUCCAUGUGUCCCUGUGUCCGUGUGUCCAUGUGUCCAUGUGUCCCUUGUCCAUGUGUCCAUGUGUCCCUGUGUCCCUGUGUCCAUGUGUCCCUGUGUCCAUGUGUCCAUGUGUCCAUGUGUCCCUGUGUCCCUGUGUCCAUGUGUCCCUGUGUCCGUUUGUCCCUGUGUCCGUGUGUCCCUGUGUCCAUGUGUCCAUGUGUCCCUGUGUCCAUGUGUCCCUGCGUCCCUUUGUCUGUGUGUCCAUGUGUCCCUGUGUCCGUGUGUCCCUGUGUCCCUGUGUCCGUGUGUCCAUGUGUCCCUGUGUCCGUGUGUCCCUGUGUCCAUGUGUCCCUGUGUCCAUGUGUCCAUGUGUCCCUGUGUCCAUGUGUCCCUGUGUCCGUGUGUCCAUGUGUCCCUGUGUCCGUGUGUCCCUGUGUCCAUGUGUCCAUGUGUCCCUGUGUCCAUGUGUCCCUGCGUCCCUUUGUCUGUGUGUCCAUGUGUCCCUGUGUCCGUGUGUCCAUGUGUCCCUGUGUCCGUGUGUCCCUGUGUCCGUGUGUCCGUGUGUCCCUGUGUCCGUGUGUCCCUGUGUCCCAGUGUCUGUGUGUCCAUGUGUCCCUGUGUCUGUGUGUCCCUGUGUCCAUGUGUCCCUGUGUCUGUGUGUCCAUGUGUCCCUGUGUCUGUGUGUCCCUGUGUCCAUGUGUCCCUGUGUCCCUGUGUCUGUGUGUCCAUGUGUCCCUGUGUCCAUGUGUCCCUGUGUCCGUGUGUCCCUGUGUCCCUGUGUCUGUGUGUCCAUGUGUCCCUGUGUCUGUAUGUCCCUGUGUCCGUGUGUCCCUGUGUCCCUGUGUCCCUGUGUCCGUGUGUCCCUGUGUCCGUGUGUCCCUGUGUCUGUAUGUCCCUGUGUCCGUGUGUCCAUGUGUCCGUGUGUCCGUGUCCACGCACACGCGGCCCAGCCGUGCCCUCGGCAGGGUUGGUAUCCACAGUCAACACGGACUGUGCUCGCAAACAUCUGCUCCCCAGAAGGACUGCUCAGAGUCUUCACUCUCCACCACAUAAUUACUGUGCAUUAAAGGGUAUAGCACAUAUUUAAAUAUGCAUUUAACUGACACAGUAAGCAGGUGAGUGAAUAUGCAUGUUAUAAAAAAAUAAACAUUCAACUAAUAUGCAAUUAAUGGGGCAAAGCAGUCAAAACUAUUUAUUACUUCUGGGAACAGAACACCUUCCAAGGCAUUUUAAUUACUGCAGUAGUAUUCUGAAAACAAAGAUCACAUUCAGCCUUUUUCACUCUUUUAUUUUCCCCAAGGAACAUAAAAACAGUUGAAGCCCAGUGGUCCUAUCUUAGGAAGCACCGUUGAGCACAACAGAGCACAUGGACCCCCGGGAAGGUUGUGGUUGAACAAACAGCCACAACAGGACAAAAGUAAAUGUCCCAAGGUGGACUUUGCACAAACCAAAUGAGCUGCUGGCGAAGCUGCAGCCCCAGGGACACGGGAGCAGCUCAUGGGGACACAGAGCUGCCAUGGUGACAUGGAGCUGCUGUGGUGACAUGGAGCUGCCAUGGGGACACGGAGCUGCUGGGGGGACACAGAGCUGCUGCAGCAUGGGUGGCCGCAGGGGCUGUGGCCAGAGCUCACCCUCUGGCCAGGCCACUGACCACCCAGGAGCCAGAGGACCCAGCCGCGGGCCCACGGUGGCACUGGGCAUCACGAUGUCCUCUGGUGGCCUCCCUUGUUGUCACCUGUCUCGCAGCUGCCGGAGCUGCUGCCGGAGCUCAUCAAGCACAUGCAAACAGCCUGCAAACGGGAAGCGUUCGCCUGAGACGUGCAGCCCGGGCGCCGCUCGCGCUGCAGACGGAUCACUUAGCCUUGUCAUUGUGUUUAUGAGGCUGAGAGAGUUUUUACUGCCACGAUAUCUUCUCAUUAGCCAUUACAAGGAGAUGUGCUGGAGGGAACAAGGAAAAGGCUUCUCCUAUGCAUGACUGAGCUGCAGAGGCCAAACUGAAGGGACAGGUUGUGACCCGGGUAAUACUUGCCUUGAUCUUCAUGUUGAAACAUGAUAAGUCAUGUAAUAAAAAACCCACUUCCUUCCUGCA
This is a messenger RNA of Columba livia (rock pigeon), 19151 nucleotides long. It is a transcript of the gene ZCCHC7, whose product is annotated as zinc finger CCHC-type containing 7. Gene Ontology annotation, biological process: nuclear mRNA surveillance of mRNA 3'-end processing; nuclear polyadenylation-dependent rRNA catabolic process; nuclear polyadenylation-dependent snoRNA catabolic process. The record is from RefSeq and is a predicted model, not a curated record. Bases 2256 to 3941 code for a protein of 561 amino acids. NCBI's taxonomy places the organism in Eukaryota, Metazoa, Chordata, Aves, Columbiformes, Columbidae. The transcript is spliced from 11 exons. Gene Ontology annotation, molecular function: zinc ion binding; RNA binding. Gene Ontology annotation, cellular component: TRAMP complex.